This is a messenger RNA of Cynocephalus volans (Philippine flying lemur), 4260 nucleotides long. It is a transcript of the gene B3GALNT2, whose product is annotated as beta-1,3-N-acetylgalactosaminyltransferase 2. The record is from RefSeq and is a predicted model, not a curated record. Gene Ontology annotation, molecular function: hexosyltransferase activity; UDP-glycosyltransferase activity. The transcript has 12 exons. Lineage: Eukaryota; Metazoa; Chordata; Mammalia; Dermoptera; Cynocephalidae. The coding region runs from base 224 to 1726 and encodes 500 amino acids. Gene Ontology annotation, cellular component: Golgi membrane.
GGGCCUCGGCGGGCCGAUCCGCCGCCGCUGCCCGCGGUCUGAGGAACCUGAGGCGCGGGUUGGGACCCGCGAGGAGCCGGGAGGGCGGGCGCGGCGGAGCGGUCGCGCGGGCUCGGCCGCCGCCCCGUGGUCUCUGCCCUCGCAGGUGCCGUCCCUCUCCGCCGGGACGAGGGAGAGCCCGGCGCGCGGCGGGGGCGCGAGGCGGGGCGGCCGGGGGCGGCCGAUGCGAAACUGGCUGGUGCUGCUGGGCCCGUGUGUGCUCGGGGCCGCGCUGCACCUCUGGCUGCGGCUGCGCGCCCCGCCGCCCGCCCGCGCCUCCGGGGUCGGUCCCGCAGAUCAUUUGGCCUUAUUUCCUCCGUGGCAGUCUAGUGACUAUGAUGUGGUAGUUGGCGUGUUGUCAGCUCGCAAUAACCAUGAACUUCGAAAUGUGAUAAGAAGCACCUGGCUGAAGCAUUUGAUACAACGUCCAGCAUUAAGUCAACGUGUGCUUGUGAAGUUCAUAAUAGGUGCUCAUGGCUGUGAAGUGCCUGUGGAAGACAGGGAGGAUCCUUACUCCUGCAAACUACUCAACAUCACGAAUCCAGUUCUGAAUCAGGAAAUUGAAGCGUUCAGUCUUUCUGAAGACACUUCAUCAGGGCUCUCAGAGGACCGAGUUGUCAGUGUGAGCUUCCGAGUUCUGUACCCAAUUGUUAUUACCAGUCUGGGGGUGUUCUCUGAUGCCAGUGAUAUGGGUUUCCAGAGGAACAUCACUGUCAAGCUUUAUCAGGCAGAACAGGAGGAGGCCCUUUUCGUCGCUCGCUUUAGUCCUCCCAGCUGUGGUGUGCAGGUGAACAAGCUCUGGUACAAGCCUGUGGAACAGUUCAUCUUGCCAGAGAGCUUUGAAGGUACAAUCGUGUGGGAGAGCCAAGACCUCCACGGCCUUGUGUCAAGAAAUCUUCACAGAGUGACAGUGAAUGACGGAGGGGGAGUUCUCAGAGUCAUUACAGCCGGGGACGGGGCAUUGCCUCACGAAUUCAUGGAAGGUGUGGAGGGAGUUGCAGGUGGUUUUAUUUAUACUAUUCAGGAAGGUGAUACUCUCUUACACAACCUUCAUUCUCGCCCUCGAAGACUUGUUGAUCACAUCAGUAAUCUCCGUGAGGAAGAUGCCCUCCUGAGGGAGGAAAGCAGCAUCUACGGCGACAUUGUCUUUGUGGAUGUGGUUGACACUUACCGAAAUGUUCCUGCAAAACUAUUGAACUUCUAUAGAUGGACUGUGGAAACAACCAGCUUCAACUUGUUGCUGAAGACAGAUGACGACUGUUACAUAGACUUAGAAGCUGUGUUUAAUAGAAUUGCCCAAAAGAAUCUGGAUGGGCCUAAUUUUUGGUGGGGGAAUUUCAGAUUGAAUUGGGCUGUUGACCGAACUGGAAAGUGGCAGGAGUUGGAGUACCCGAGUCCUGCUUACCCUGCCUUUGCAUGUGGGUCAGGGUAUGUGAUCUCCAGGGACAUUGUCAGCUGGCUGGCAAGCAACUCGGGGAGAUUAAAGACGUAUCAGGGUGAAGAUGUAAGCAUGGGCAUUUGGAUGGCAGCCAUAGGACCUAGAAGAUACCAGGACAGCCUGUGGCUGUGUGAGAAGACUUGUGAGACAGGGAUGUUGUCCUCCCCUCAGUAUUCUCCACAGGAGCUGACGGAACUGUGGAGACUGAAGGAAACGUGCGGUGACCCCUGUCAGUGUGAAGCAAGGUGACAGGAAUUUGAAUGAGCAGCGUUGAAAGAUCAGGGGAGGCAAACGAUAAUGUGAGCGGAAGUCUGAGGAAAGCCCCAGGCUUGGCAAGAGAUUGUACGGACUUUCAGGAGAGUUCUAGGCUGGUACUUUCACCUGGAAUCAUUGUGGUGUUUCUUACUGUUUGCACAAGUUUCCUAAGUCAGCUGAUACUAUAGCAUAAGAGAAGCUGUCAUUUACAUGUUAGAAGAUGAUUUGAAAAAUACCAAAUUGUUUUGUAAAAGGAAAAACUAUUUCUAAAUCCUGAUGAAUCAUUAUUAGUAAUUGAUCAUUACCUAUCAUUUUUGGUUAAAACUUGGCAUAGUUUGGAAAUCUUUAGUAACAGAGUUUGAAUUUCAACCUGGAUUGCAGAAGAGCUCUGUAUGGUUUAAUUGGGAUAAUCACAGGCCAAAAAGAACUCUCAGAAAUGCUGUAUGAUCAUGUGAGCUCUUGUAUGAACGCUGGUAACUUAUACCAAAGUUUGGGAUUUCUGGAAAUAAUGCCAGACUCUGUGGGUCUCUGAAUGGAGUGUGCAACUUGAAUUUGAAAAGGAACCACUAUUAUUUUGUUCUAGACCUUGGUUUUAAAGAAGUUCUUUUGUCAUUUAACAUUAAUCCUGAAGGCCACAGUUUAGUACUAUUUUUAAAAACACGAUUUUUGUGAAUAUGAAUACAAGCAAAUACCUCUCAGGCUUCAGCGCCACACAGAAGGGGUCUUGAAAUUGUUGACCCUUUGAAAGAAUUGGUUUUGCUUCCUCGAUCCCUGCCUAAUGUUUACCUAAUACAAGUAAAUUUCAGUCAGAGCUGGGAAUCUUCUGUUUAGAAGAUAUGCUCAGUUUAGGUGUAACUUUAGGGAAAAGCAUGCGAUUUAAUUUUUUAAGCACUCAAAAUAGCGCGACUGAGAAGCGACAGAUAAUGGCAUACGUUAUUACAUAGUGGAGGGUGUCUUCCUUCUAAGUUUAAGGGACGUUUCCCAAAAUGAGCAACCAAAUCAUUCUGGUAACCUUUUAAAAUAGUAUCAAUAGAGAAUGCCAUUAAAACUAGUCUUAGGACAGACAUUAACUGUGUUCAGAUUUUAUUAGACUAGCUAGUUUCUAUUUAAUAUUUAAAUCUUCCCAUAAUUAAAUGCAGUGAUGAACUGUAAAAAUAAAUAUGAAGUAAGAUCAGAAAAUCAUUAGUAGGUUCAGAGCCUUUAUUGUUGCUAUUAUAUACAAGUCUAGAAAUGGUUUCUUCCCACUGAAAAACACAUCCUUUAUGAAGGCAAGUUGUAAAACCUCCUUUUCUGACAGUAGGAUUGUUUCAGUCAGUUAUUUCCGGUGACCCCCAAUCAUGAUAAACAGUCUAUCUAAAUUUUAUUGGUUGUUACCAUCGCACCAAUAGACAAUCUCCGUUUUCCACAGAAUAAAACUGUAAUGAGUGUAGGUCAUUUUCUAGUUCAAUUUCUCUGCCUGGCAUCUAAAAUUAGAACAAAGAGGGUGGGGGUGAGAUUCAGACAGACCUGACAAAGCAUGUCAUACAUACUCCCCCACCCCUGCCCCAAACAGCAGGUCACCCUUGCAGUCCAGCAGAUGUAUGGUCUCCAUUUAGAAUCAAGCAGUGUUCUGUGGGGCACUGAGCUUGACCUUUUAUUUUGCUGGGCAACUUACUUUGGGACUUUCAUAGGACAAGAGAAGGUCUGACGCAGGAACUUUGAGAAGACGUGACAGCAGUCCCUUCACCUUUUGAAUUGUCAUGGAGUCUAUCCAAAAAAAAGAAACAGCAGUUCUCUCAAAUGACAGGUACCUGUAAACGGGCUCACAUGCCCACAACUGCAUCUGUCGGUCCUCAUGAGCAAUUUGCCCAAGCACGUGACUAGCAAGAGGCUUCAGUCUUUCCACCACUUCCUGAGCUGCUUGGGAAACUGAGAAACAAGGCUGGUGUCUGACUAAGUGCCCGUUGACAAUGAGCUUUCAUACUAGCUCAGUAGCGUCUCAUGUUCCUUCCUUAAUCUCAGUAAACCCUAAAGAUAGUCUCAGCACAGAAGAAUAAAUAGGAGUGAAAUCAUUAAGUUUUCCUUUUAAACCUGUGUGAUUACUUCCUUCUGAGUUACUGAAAAAACACCAGAGUAGGGCUCGGGCCCCCGAGCAUGUCUCAGCCUCUCUGGCCCUAGUUCCUUCCUCUGUACAAUGAAAGUGUAGACUAAGUGACCUAUAAGGUCCCUUCCAGCGCCACCAUUCUGUAGUUAAACACACACAUACAAGUGACCGCCAGGCAUGGGAAUGUAACAUAAAAUAAAUGCUUUGGUUUGUUCAGAAAACACUAUGAACUUCUUUCCAAAGAUGGGUUGUGCUAAAUAUUGGAUAUUUUGAUUAUGAGAAAUAUAGUUUCUUUGAAGCUUUAGCUGGGGGUACAGCAAUAGUGUGGUGUUCCUACAAAUAUCACAAUGUAUUCAAAUAUUUUUCUAUCGAAUAAUUUUUGUAACAGCUGUGUGUUUUUAUGCAACUUGUGAUAAUAAAUGUUAUCUUUAUUUUAGAAUAAAAA